Suillus bovinus is the source of this 2334-nucleotide messenger RNA. RefSeq lists its product as uncharacterized. Lineage: Eukaryota; Fungi; Basidiomycota; Agaricomycetes; Boletales; Suillaceae. Bases 1 to 2334 code for a protein of 777 amino acids. The record is from RefSeq and is a predicted model, not a curated record. The transcript has 8 exons.
AUGUCGUUGCCAACAUCCCAAACGAUUGUGCUGGAAUUCCAACAUUGCACAGAGACUAUGUUAAGCGUCCUGCAUACGUAUCACGUAUCUCUUGAUCUGGAGGACAAUAUCCACAUUUUAAGAAUCGGCAAUUCAAAAGAUAAGGUCAAAGUUUCCCCGAAAUGUCUUGAUCUACUUCGGGUUGUCGUUCAUCAACUUCGUCUGUAUCAACAGACCGCCGCAGAGCUCCAGAAGCUUCCAACGUCUGAUGCUCGUAACGAAACAAUCGACUUCUACAUGUCAUUGAUAGAAUAUCUUGCACGCAUUAUAACUGCAUUCUCUCGCGAGGCGAUGGAAGACAAAUCAAGUUCGAACUCGAAGUGGCGUUCUGCCUACCUUGAAUUUCACUUCGCAAUGGCAUUAAAGGACAGUGCAUUCACAAAGGAGAUGCAGGAUGCAGCGCUGAAGGAGAUGAAACGCACUUGGGCGCAUUUCAAGGAGAAGAGGGCCUUCAAAAAGGUCCAGGGACUAAAUGCUAAGGCGCUGCAUGACGCAUUCUGUGCCAACGGUGAAAAUAUGUGUGGAGGGCCGUUCGAACACGGAAGAUCCGAAGAGGACAUGAUUCAAGAAGUAAUUCAACGUUUAUUUCCUGCCGCAAGUGGCAAUUCCAUCAAUGACGGUGUUGAAGCUGUAGGAGGUUCGAAAGAGACGACUGGAACAACUACAGGGAUCACGGACGUUUCCUUGAUGUCACAGGAAUCUUCAGAUAAAAUGAAUAUAGAUCCUGCAGAACGAGGCGAUUCCAAAUCUCGCAACACACGCUCUAAAGCUAAGCAAAAGAGCCAGAACAACCAUGGACGUCAGGGCACACCUGCAACUCAUCAUGGGAGAACUCAGAUGAGACAGGAGCUAGACGAUGCCGAUGAUGAGAGCGCAACAAAUGAAAGAGCAAUGCGAUUUGAAGCAAGUCAAGAUGCGAAGAAGCGUUCGAAAGAUCGAAGGAACGGUGGAAAGGGUAAGGCUACAAAAGAAGGCGGAAAGAAGAAGGCUCCUGCUCCACAGUCAGUGACAGAUAACGAGCUUACAGAUGACCCGCCUACGGUGUCAACUUCCAUUCCUUCACCGAUUCAGUACGUUCGCGAUGAGAAUGCGAUUGGUGUGGACGAUGAAGGAUUUGAUGAAAUCCUUCUACCAUCUAAUACAGACGACUGGGAUACUUGGACGAAGAUUGCAUUUAAGCACGCAAAUUCUCAAGUAUUCUUGAAGCUGGCUAGCUGGAUGCUUGUUCGUUACCGACAACUAACACAGGGCGACCUUAAUGGAGACAUUCCUGGUGUCGUCAUAGGCGAAAAUCCACGCAUGAUAGACUGUUUGAAUGACGAUCACUUUUUUGAGGCAUUAGGGAUGGAACGUUUGUAUUCCGCAAUCGCUCAUAUAGAGACGAGGCCUCGUUACAUGUGUCACCUAUUCCACGCACUCGGAAAAGUCAUCGCAGAGUCAGACGUUGGCUCGAGCAAUCCUCGAUUGUGGGCCAGUAGCUCUCCCCCUUCCAUAAAUGCACAGAUGAUGACAGAUAUGAGCAUCCCGUGGUUGCAGCUGAACGAAGACGAAAUGGACCUACCUUUAGAAGGAUUUACAGACGUCACCGACGAUGAUGCUAUUGGAUCACCUGACGAAGAUCACGUAGAGGUCGCAGAGGCGUUGGAUACCAUCAGGAUUGACGACGCUAUACAGCCCAACCUACGAAAACAUCAUGUUUGGAUGUCAAAAGCUCCAAAGCGUAAGCGAACGCUAUCGCAAGCGUCUCCUCCGAAGAAGGAUGGUGGUCGUGGCCAUCCGAAACGUCCUAGAAAUGACUCCGUCGCUAGUGUGCCCUUAACAUCUCCCAUACAAUCGGCCACACCCAGUGAUGGCUUUGGAUUGCUCUCAUCGCCAAUAGAACAUCCCACCUCUCCUAUCUCCAGGCACGACAAUUCCGUGGAUAACGAAUCUGUUCUCCUUGAAGCAUCGGACGACCAACCAAUGAUUGCUGCGCCGGAUGAAAUCGUCACUGAGCCGCCCACAAUUGCGCCCGUUUCACAUGCUGUCGAUGAUAGCCACAUGACAGAUUCUGCUUCAGAGCCGAUUUCUGAAGAGUUAUGUUCUCAAACGCCAGUAAUCCUCGUUCCCAGCACUCAGGAACCCGAAGUGGAGGAGUCCGGAACAGAUAUGUCUAUGCAUCCGCCGCCAAUAGAGUCCAAUACUACUUCGGAGAAUGUGGCUAAUACUACUUCAGAGAAUGUGGCUCAUGUAGGGGAUUCUGCAACUGAAACAGAGAUGGAUCGACAUGAUGACUCCGCCACUGAAUUGACGUGA